GGUUAGCGCCGUCCUAACCUUUCUCAUCAUCCGAAGCAGUGGCCCGGGAUAUAUGAAUAAAAUAACGGAUAUACUUGGAGGGUGGACAACUACUUUCCCCGUUUUCAACCAUGACUCGCAAUCCGGCUAUUAUGCCUUCCAUCCAGGAUGUCCCCUCCAAUCUAUCAGUGCCUCGCUUUCUGUUGGAUGGGUAUUGCCACGCUACGCGUCCAGAAAGACCCAAGGAAAUACCGUGCCUCAUAGAUGAUACUACUGGCGAGAAGGUGUUUAUAGAGGAGCUGCGAGCGCGAACACAAUACCUUGCUUCCGCUAUUAACGUGAACUGGAAUCUCAAGGAGGGAGAAAUCGUUGCAAUCAUGAGCUUCAAUCACAUCAAUUUCCCUCCGUGCGUGUGGGCUACCCACAGGUUAGGUGGUAUAGUGGCGACUUUGAGCCCAAGCCUUUCCGUUGGCGAAUUAGUGCACCAUUUAAAUAUUGCCCGGCCUACUUUGCUCUUCGUGCAUUCGGAUUGUUUUACUACCGCCUAUCAAGCAGCGUCCGCGAUCCUUCUUCCUCUCAGCAAGAUCGUUGUCCUGGACGGAUCGACAUCCGUUUUUGUGCCGUCUCAAUUGCAUUCAUACCGGUCUUUCGAUAGCCUGAUUAAACAAGGAUCUCUACUACCUCCUGUAAUUGAGAAGCCAUUCAAAGACGGCGAAGCGAAGACGCGGAUUGCGUUUCUUGCCCCUUCAUCGGGUACCACAGGUGUCCAAAAGGCAGUCGCAAUUUCCCAUUUCAAUGUUAUCAGCAUUGUUAUGCAGGUCGCUAUAUUUAACCGCAUUGGCGAAACCUAUACGCAAUGGGAAGAUCAACGUUUCCGACCUGGAGAUAUCUGCUGUGGAUUUUUGCCGCUGUAUCAUAUCUAUGGUCUAGUUUAUAACCUUCACUUCAUGUUGUAUGCAGGGAUGUCAUUAGUCCUCGCUCCGAAGUUCCAUUUUGAAAGUUUUUUGAAGAGUAUUGAGCGAUAUCGCAUGACACAUUUAACAAUCGUUCCGCCCCAAGCGGUCUUACUUUGCAAGCACCCGGCAGCGAAGAAUUAUACCCUUUCUAGUGUGAGAUAUUGCAUCGUGGCGGCAGCUCCUCUUAGCGCAUCUCUUACCAGAGGGCUUUUGAGAGCUUUACCCAAUGUCGUGCAUCUGGGUCAAGGAUACGGAAUGACUGAAACCUGUGGGACCGUCAGCAUGUUCCCUUUAUCUCAAAAUGUCGGCACACUCGGUAGUGGUGGUCAGCUUCUUCCGGGCACUCUGGCGAAAGUGGUUAGAGAGGACGGAACGAUCGCUCAAGUCGGGGAUGUCGGGGAGCUCUACGUUCAAGGCGGUCAAGUUGCUCUCGGAUAUUACGGAGACGAGAGAGCUACUAAGGAAACAUUCGUUGAUGGGUGGCUUAGAACGGGAGAUCAGGUCUUCUUCAAGGAGAAUGGAGAUAUAUUCAUCGUAGAGCGAAUUAAAGAACUCAUCAAGGUCAAAGGACUCCAAGUGGCCCCGGCAGAGCUUGAGGGACACCUUCUAAUGCACCCUAGCAUCGCAGAUGUGGCGGUAAUAGGUAUUCCGGAUGAAUAUGCUGGAGAAGUACCCAUGGCUUUCGUGGUUCUUCAGCCAGGAGCUGCAACCUUGGUGGAGCACGAUUCGAAUUAUGCAACCGAGCUUCAAUCAAGUAUUUUCCAGCACGUUGUCGACGCGAAAUCCAAACACAACUGGCUUAAAGGAGGUAUUCGUUUCACCGAUGUCAUUCCUCGCAAUGCCAGUGGCAAGAUUUUGCGUCGUAUUUUGAGAGAAAAAACCAGGAAUCAUUUGCUGCCAAAUUAUAGCUUUGUUUUGGUUAUCCGAUUCUUGUAUAUAUGUACUAUGUACUACUAACCUAAGUAGUAGUGUGAUAUUGAAGGUACCAUAGUUAUUAAACAGUUACAUAUCAUAUUUCCGCGGAGUGUUGCUAAUCUUACUUCAAACCAUAAGUAGAAGUUGUAAUUGUGCCAUAAGUAUGCAGUUAAUUUCUCAAAC
This is a messenger RNA of Lentinula edodes (shiitake mushroom), 2033 nucleotides long. RefSeq names its product amp dependent CoA ligase. Gene Ontology annotation, molecular function: CoA-ligase activity. The record is from RefSeq and is a predicted model, not a curated record. Gene Ontology annotation, biological process: secondary metabolic process. The transcript is spliced from 22 exons. NCBI's taxonomy places the organism in Eukaryota, Fungi, Basidiomycota, Agaricomycetes, Agaricales, Omphalotaceae. The coding region runs from base 111 to 1892 and encodes 593 amino acids.